AUGGCGGAAGCGCUCGGUGUCGCGUCCAGCGUUAUUGCAGUGGUCGAUCUAUCGGCCAAGGUAUUUUCCUUAUGUUUGCAAUACUCCCGAGAGGUGAAGAACUCCAAAGGCGACAUCGAAAGGCUCCGCAAAGAAGUUACUACCUUUCAGGACAUAACCGAGAAACUCAAGGCUCUCCUCGAAGGGCCUCGUGGGAGGGAGCUGAAAGCGUCUCAACAGUUAGUGUCUGCGAUAGAAGGUGGCCACUCAACGCUGGGAAAGCUUAAACAACGGCUCCGACCUUCGACUAGUUGA
Fusarium venenatum is the source of this 294-nucleotide messenger RNA. Lineage: Eukaryota; Fungi; Ascomycota; Sordariomycetes; Hypocreales; Nectriaceae. The record is from RefSeq and is a predicted model, not a curated record.